AUGCUUGCCACGGCGAUGUUACUGCUGGUCCUCAUUCUACUAUUGCUGUACCUAGGCUGCCACAAACCAAAAGGAUAUCCACCAGGUCCGAAAUGGUGGCCUAUUUUGGGCUGUGCGCUGGAAGUGGCGCGCAUUCGCCAGGAAACAGGAUAUCUCUUCAAAACCUGCUCGAUGCUCUGCAAGAAGUAUGGUCCAGUGGUGGGUCUAAAGAUCGGCAGAGACCGCAUCGUCGUUCUAAAUGAUCUGGAGAGCAUGCGAUCAAUGUUAACUAAUGAAGACUGUGAUGGCAGGCCGAUCGGGCCGAUAUACGAGGCCAGAACUUGGGGUGCCAGACGGGGUCUGAUCGUCGUGGACGAACAGCUGUGGGUGGAACAACGGCGAUUCGUCCUGCGGCAUCUGCGGGACUUUGGGUUUGGUCGCACCAGCAUGACCAAAAUCAUCGAGCACGAGGCGCUGAAGCUGGUGGAGCACUUCAAGAAGUUGUUACAAGACGGUUACAAUUACGAGAUUGCCGAUGCCCGGAGACCAGCAACGCUGAAUAACAACAUCGGCCAGAUAUACAAGCUGCAGAAGAAAUCGAAAGACGACUUGAAGAAGUCUGAUCUGUGCGACGAGUCAAAUGUAAUCGAGGAGAAGACUCCCAGUCGGAAAGCCUCGACGGUGGCGGAUCUGUACGUGAAGGCCGAAGAUUAUGCAGAGGUCAGGAAAGUCUCCCAAUCGGCGACAAUGAUCAUACCUAUGCACGACGCUUUCGGUGUGACUGUGCUCAACACUUUAUGGAAGAUGAUGGCUGGCAAAAGAUUUGACACCGGCGACAAGCAGCUCACGUAUCUGCAGCGUAUCCUCACGAAGCUUCUCAAGGAAAUCGAUAUGAUCGGUGCGCCUUUCAGUCACUUCCCGCCGUUACGCUUCAUUGCGCCUGAAAUGUCCGGCUACAAGUCGUUCCUACAAACGCAUCAGGAACUGUGGGCAUUUCUGAAAGAGGAGUUGUACAAUCAUAAGAACACAUUUGUACCAGAUGCGCCGCGCGACUUGAUGGACGUUUACCUGACUGUGCUAAAUUCAAAAGAUUGCACUGAUACAUUUUCAGAAUCGCAACUAUUAGCCAUCUGCGUAGAUCUUUUCAUGGCGGGCUCCGAGACAACUUCGAAAGCACUUGGAUUUGGAUUUCUGUAUCUGAUACUAUUUCCACAAGUUCAGAGGAAGGCGCAUGAAGAAAUAGACAGAGUACUCGGUCGUGACAGAUUUCCCACAUUAGCCGACAGACCGAAAAUGCCAUACAUCCAAGCCAUUGUCCUGGAGUCCCUAAGGAUGUUCAUGGGACGCACUUUGAACGUCCCGCACAGGGCAUUGAGAGAUACUUCUAUCGUGGGCCAUAAAAUUCCAAAGGACACGAUGCUCAUCGUGAAUUUCAAUAGAGUGCUCAUGGACGAGUCUUGGGGUGACCCGGAGGAUUUCCGGCCAGAGAGAUUUCUCGAUAGCGACGGCAACGUCGUUACGCCAGAAAAAUACUUUCCAUUCAGCAUCGGUAGACAUCGUUGCAUGGGGGAAAUAUUAGCUAGAAGCAACAUCUUUAUCAUAACGGCUGCUCUGCUGCAGGCGUUCAGCUUCUCCGUAGUGCCCGGUGAGCCGCGACCCUCCACACAAGACUUCGUAGACGGCGUCACAGCUGGUCCCAAACCGUACAGGGCAUUAGUCUCCCUGAGAAUGUGAUUCGGACGCACAGUUUCCAUCUGGCGUCUGUCACAACUUCAGCACUAUUCCAAUCAAAAAAUCGUAACGAUAAUACUCUUUGUUUGUACUGCAAUAGCUGUUACAAAUCUCAUUUUAUAUAUUUUAUUUUAUAUGCAAAAUAGGAGAUAACGGAACAGGUAACAUGACGUUAAUUUUGAUAAACAGUUAUCAGAAAAAUAUACUUUUAUUGUUAUUAUGUAUAAGCAAUGGAUAGAUAUGUGUGCAUAUACGUGUAAACGUAUAUAUCAAUACAUAUAUAUGCACGCAUACGUAUAUAUAUACAUACGUACAUACAUACACGCAUCAUACGUACUUACAUACAUGCAUACAUACCUACAUACAUACGUACAAAGAAAGCUACGUGAAAUAAAUAAUUGUACAUAUAUUAGAAGAAUAUAAUUCUCAUAUCACCGUUUAUCGAGCGUCAACAGACAUUCGAACCCGUGUCUUGUGUGUUGCACGCUGGACAAAAAUAAGUUACAGACUAUAUACAUAUUGCACAUAGUCGCAUGUGUGUAGAUUAUAUAUAUAUAUAUAUAAGUAUAUCUCGUUUCGCAAAAUCAUUUCUCUUCCCUUAUGCAAGAAAUUUCGACAUGUAUUAUAUACGUUUAGCUCUAUCGCAUCUGCGCUUUCUGUCAAAUUUGCAUUUCCAGAUGCAAAUCGCUUGCCAACAAGUUUAAUAUAAUCAUCAUCGACGAUGCCAAGAUGAACAAUCAUGUUUACGCUUAUAUGUAAAUGCGAGAGCCACGCAUUAUGCAACGGCUUUGAACGCGAGAAAUCAGUGAGGGAACAAACGCGCGAACAAUUACAAUUAAACAAAUGCCCCAAAUUGAAAUCCUACACAAAGCAGACAACAUUUAUACUAAACAAUUCAAUAUUCAGCAAUGUGCCAUUAUUCAAGUCGCAAGAUGUUUAUUAAAAUACAAAGGGGCAUCUCGCACUUUAUCUGACCCUUACAUUUCAGCAGGCAUGAUAUAUCAUUAAAAAAGACAUCAUAUAAAAUGCUUUUUCGAUAACGAAAGCCCGAUUCGUUUUAACAGUUUAAAAUAUCUCUUGUAGUGGACGGUAUUGAACUAAUAAUUGUUACGUUACCGAUUCAAAUCCAUAAUGUAUAAUAGCAUGAUGGCGAAAUAAAA
Ooceraea biroi (clonal raider ant) is the source of this 2870-nucleotide messenger RNA. RefSeq names its product Probable cytochrome P450 303a1 (gene Cyp303a1). Gene Ontology annotation, cellular component: intracellular membrane-bounded organelle; cytoplasm. Gene Ontology annotation, molecular function: steroid hydroxylase activity; iron ion binding; oxidoreductase activity, acting on paired donors, with incorporation or reduction of molecular oxygen, reduced flavin or flavoprotein as one donor, and incorporation of one atom of oxygen. The record is from RefSeq and is a predicted model, not a curated record. Gene Ontology annotation, biological process: xenobiotic metabolic process. NCBI's taxonomy places the organism in Eukaryota, Metazoa, Arthropoda, Insecta, Hymenoptera, Formicidae.